Dibothriocephalus latus is the source of this 369-nucleotide messenger RNA. The record is from the annotation of a GenBank genome assembly. Lineage: Eukaryota; Metazoa; Platyhelminthes; Cestoda; Diphyllobothriidea; Diphyllobothriidae.
AUGGAGAGCAGGUCUUACGCAAACGUAGAGAGAGAGAUUUGCCGCGACAAUGAACAGGUCCAUUGCUUCCUCUACCCUCCUCCUCUAGGUAAACCCAUUCAAUGCUGGAUUCCUCAGGAGUUCACACGCGGCUGGGAAGAGUACGCUGAGAACUACUGUUGGGUGGCAAACACCUACUUCGCGAUGGUAGAUAAGAAACUGCCACCAGAUGUGGAACGUCCGAGGCUCCAGCUAGUUUACUAUCAGUGGGCGCCCAUCGAGCUGGCCGUGCAGGCGCUCCUCUUCUGCCUACCCUGUCUCAUCUGGCGCCUGGGUGUGCUGCACUCUGGCUUCAACCUGCACCGGGUCCUCCAGCUGGCUGCCGACGCC